This is a messenger RNA of Procambarus clarkii (red swamp crayfish), 1029 nucleotides long. RefSeq lists its product as uncharacterized. NCBI's taxonomy places the organism in Eukaryota, Metazoa, Arthropoda, Malacostraca, Decapoda, Cambaridae. The record is from RefSeq and is a predicted model, not a curated record.
AUUACCACACUAACUUUAUUUUCCAGAUGAAGUUCAUAUUGUUGUUGACUGUGGUCGGGCUGGCGGCCUGCCAGUUCCCGCCUCGGAGGCCGGGCUUCGGAGGCCAGCCGAAGAGGACAAGCAGUAAGAGCUUCUCUCAAAGUCGACCUGGAACUCAGAGUUUGGGCGCCAAGCCUGACGACACUCGCGGCGGGAGUGAGUACUACUUCUCCUGGAGACACGACCCGCCCAAGACAGAGUACACAGGCGACGCUGCUCACAGGAUGUGUACAAGUCUGGGCGGCGGGUGGCAGCCUGUGGCCAUCAGCUCUCGUGACGAGCUCAACUACAUCCAUGGCAUUAUUGUCAGAGAGCGGCUGGACUACAUCUGGACCGGCGGGGUGAGGGCCGGCUCCGGCUUCAGGUGGUUCAACGGAGAACCUUUUGGUAUUACUGCCUGGUCCAACACCGGAGGACUCCGCCGACCUCAGCCCGACAACCGUGAGAGUGGUAAGGAGAACUGCCUCGCCAUCCUCAACAACUUCUACAAGGAUGGCGUCGCAUGGCACGACGUUGCCUGCCACCACGAGAAGCCCGUCAUCUGCGAACGUUCCGUAUAAAUCCCCCCAACAUUGCCAUAUGUGAGAGUCGUACACAAGGGCUCUCACUCGGACCCCGUCUCCCUGCGCCCCUGACAGUGAGAGUGCUUCAUUCUCCUUUUACCAGGGUUUCGAACCCGCAUUUCCAGGUCUCGACCCCCUGGUGUACACAGUACCGUAACCACGUCACCAGCUAUUUUUUUAGGGAAUUGCCGGUGAAGUAGUGAUGGCACUGUGUUCUCCAUGCGGCGAGCCAACGUAAUACAGGUUCGAACCCUGGUGAUGUCAUGGACUUCUUAAGUGAUUAUAUCUAUAUAUAUAAUAUGUAUAUGUAAUUCUGCCAACUUUUAGUAACUUAAUAUAUUUAUUAUUCGAAGCUGCUGCUUAUGUAAACAAAUUGCUACCCCCCGGGGCAAAAUAAAUAUAUAAACAAAUAUAUAAACAUUAAAAA